Molecule: messenger RNA, 1432 nt
Organism: Pneumocystis carinii B80
Lineage: Eukaryota; Fungi; Ascomycota; Pneumocystomycetes; Pneumocystales; Pneumocystaceae
Exons: 5
Coding region: 46-1386 (446 amino acids)
Cellular component (GO): cytoplasm; nucleus
Molecular function (GO): zinc ion binding
Source: RefSeq, a predicted model, not a curated record
CCAAGACAACGGGGCAACGACAUAAAAAUAUAAAAUUUAUAAAAGAUGGGAAUAGAGUAUAAAGACGAGGAAAAUGGAGUAUUUAAAGAGAUUAGAAGCCAUGUUACAGAUAUAGAAGUUGAUACGAGCGAAAAAAGCGGCGAAAAAGGGCCAACGGUUGAGGAGAUAGAAAGUUUAUGUAUGGAAUGUGAAGAACAGGGUAAAACUAAGUUGUUACUUACUAUUAUCCCUUUUUUUAGGGAAAUUAUUAUUAUGUCCUUUGAAUGUCCAUAUUGCGGGUUUAAGAACUCAGAAAUACAAUCAGCAGGUACUAUUGAGGAGAAAGGAUCGAUUUAUACAUUUGUUGUUGAGUCUAAAGAGGACCUUAACCGUAAUAUUAUAAAAUCAGAAACAUCAUCAAUAUUAUUAGUGGAACUUGAACUUGAGAUACCGCCAGGAAGAGGAAAGAUCAGUAAUAUUGAGGGAUUUUUGAAAAAUGCAUGUGAGGACUUAUCAUUGAAUCAGCCGAUUCGUAAAUAUCAAGAACCGGAAUUGUAUGAAAAAAUAGAGGAAUUUAUAGGGCGUAUAUAUGAUUUAUUGGAAGGAAUGAGGUUUCCUUUUAAGAUACAGUUGAAUGAUCCAGCGGGAAAUAGCUGGAUUGAGAUGGAACCGGGUGAUCCACAAUAUAAAUGGCAAAAAGUAGAAUAUGAAAGAACCUAUGAACAAAAUGCAAAACUAGGCUUAUAUAAUUCAGAAGAAGUAGAAAAUGAAGAGAAUUUUCAGAAAAAUGAAGUGCAUAAAUUUUCUACAUCAUGUCCUAACUGUAUAAAGCCAUGUGAUACAAAUAUGAAAUUAGUUGAUAUUCCAUAUUUUAAAGAAGUAAUUAUUAUGAGUACAGUUUGUGAUGAAUGUGGAUACAAAAGCAAUGAAGUAAAAACAGGAGGAGAAAUACCAGAAAAAGGGAAAAAAAUAACAUUAAAAGUGGAAAAUAUAGAUGAUUUAUCUCGAGAUGUUUUAAAAAGUGAAACAUGUGCUAUAACGAUUCCAGAAUUAAGUUUAGAUCUUCAUCCAGGAACUUUAGGUGGUAGAUUUACUACAUUAGAAGGAUUACUUGCUCAAGUUUAUGAUGAACUAUACAAGAAAAUAUAUUCAAAAACAAAUGAUUCUAUGGAACCAGAAAAACGUGAAAGAUGGGACAUUUUUCUUCAACGUCUUCAAGACGCUAGGAAUGCAAAAAUAAAAUUUACUAUAAUUUUGGAUGAUCCUACAGCUGGAUCUUAUCUUCAAAAUUUAUACGCACCUGAUCCAGAUCCAAAUAUGACAAUAGAAGAAUACGAAAGAACAUAUGAACAAAAUGAAGAUUUGGGUCUUAAUGAUAUGGUUUUAAACCCAGAAACAUCAAACUAAAACAAAUAAAAUCAUCAAUAAAGAUUCUAUUUAAAAUAAUCAAAUG